AUGUUUUAAAUGUCCUGUUCUGUUUAUUUACAUUUGUUGGGCAUGUGUCAUGCUCAUAGCGUAAAGCAACUGAUAAUACAUAAUUACUGAUCGUUAAAGCUGAUAAGUAAUUCAAAUCACUAUUUAUUUACCGAGUCGAAAUGUAAACUCGGUAGCUUAAAUUGUGACAUUUAUAUGACCGUUAACGGUGCCGAAAGUUAACCUUGCUCUGUUGAUGUCAUCAGCUAUAAUAAGCGGUUCUUCAUUAAGUUAAAAUCGGCAUAGCCGUUACAUAUUUUUUAACUUUCAAUUGAUGGACGUUUUAUCGGGCAUUGAUUCUUAAAGAAGAGCGUUAUCAAAAUGGUGUUUGAAAGCGCAGUUUCGCAGGUCCUAAAUCAGUUUCUUGGCGAUUUUGUUGAAAAUCUCGAUGGAAACCAGCUGAACAUAGGCAUAUGGGGCGGGGAUGUGCAGCUUAAAGAUUUGGUCCUCAAGCCAUCGGCAUUGGAUGAUCUCGAUUUGCCUAUACAAACUGUUUAUGGAAAAAUCGGCAAACUUGUCCUGAAAAUUCCGUGGAAGAGCCUUUACACUUCCCCGACUAUUGUUUCCAUCGAAGAUGUCUAUCUUUUUGCAGAACCCAACUCUCAAGUUAAGUACGACGCACUGAAAGAGGACAAGAAAUUGAUUGAAGUGAGGAAAAAGGAAAUAGAAAAGAUUGAAAAUGCAAAAAAGGCGGAAAAAGAGAAGGACAAGCCGAAAGCUGAUCCUUCUUUUGUUCAAAAACUGACGCAGCAGAUUAUCAAAAACAUACAGCUGCAUAUAAAAAACAUUCAUAUCAGGUAUGAGGAUAGGGUAACCCAUCCCAAUCACCCUUUCGCUUUGGGGGUGACUUUGGCGCAAUUAAAUGUGGAGAGUACUGAUGCUAAUUGGAAAAAAGGCAUAACUGAUGAUUUGUCUAAAAUAUACAAGGUGGUGCAACUAGAAGGACUUGCUGUAUAUUGGAACUGCAACAGCGAUUUAUAUGAUCAGCUGUCGAGGCAGGACCUCGUCACAAGACUACAAACAGACAUAGCUUCCAAUGAUCAAAAACCUCCGGGCUACAACUACAUCCUCGGACCAAUAGUAGCAUCUGCAAGGCUAAGGAUGGUUCCGAAACCGGAUGAAGAAGACCAACCCUACUCUUUACCAAUGUACCAUCUUAACUUAGACAUGGGCAAACUCUUUAUUGGUAUAACGAAAGCCCAGUAUCGCGACAUAAUAGGUUUGGCAGACUCCAUGGACCGAAUGUCCAAAGGCAUACCUUACCGUAAAUACAAACCUGACGUCAAGUCCUACAAGGGCCAUUACAAGGAGUGGUGGCAUUUCGCCUAUAAAUGUGUCCUCGAAGGUGAGGUGAAAAGGCGCAGACAGAACUGGGACUGGGCGCAUAUGCUCGCUCAUAGGAACAUGGGCAGAGAAUACGGAGAGUUGUACAAGAAACAACUAAAAAAAUGCGCUAACGCAAACGAAAAAGAGAGGAUUACGGAGUGCGAGAAAAACUUGGAUUUGACUAGCGUCGUAAUCAUUAGGCAGAGGAUCGAGCUGGAAACGGAACGGCUGGAAGAGAUCCACAAAAAAACGGAAAAUAAGAGCGGAUGGUUUUCCGGCUGGUUCGGCGGAUCCAAAAGCAACCAGGAGGAUUUAGAUGCGCUAGACAAAUCCACGGCAAUUUUGAAGCAGUUCGAGAAAGAAAUGACUGCGGAAGAGAAGGCGCGUCUUUACAAAGCGAUCGGAUACCAGGAAAGCGCGGAACUCGCCGCUUAUCCCGAAGACUAUACCGACAAGUCGGUCAGCUUUUUGCUGAGGUCGCUCGAGGUCGAACUCAGAGACGACUCGACCACCAUACUGUUCUCGAGUUUGAGCGGUGUGAAGGUGACGUUAGAGACGCGAGUAGCAGCCGCGGCUAUGAAAGCCCGCGUGCAAAUAGAUUAUCUGAUCACCGACGGUCUGAGGCAGGACGAUUACGUGCCAAAAUUAUUGAUUCCCGAGGAGUUGCAGACGAGCUCCCUCAAGUGUUUCGUCGAUAUCAUGUUCGAGACGAACCCCAUCGACAAGACGUGCGACCAGAGGCUGAAAGUCGUCACCAAACCGCUCAAGGUCACUUACGACGCGCAGACCAUAAAUAAAAUCGUCGACGUGUUCAAAGUUCCGCCCGACUCCUCCUUGGACCAGCUAUCGGCGGCAGCCAGCAGCCAAUUAAGCAACGUCAAGGAGAUGACGGCGACCGGACUUCAGUAUGCAAUUGAGCAGCACAAUAGGCUCGACCUCGACAUAGAUCUUGCCGCGCCUUACGUUAUCAUCCCUUACGGGGGCAAGUACGAAGAGUUACAGAAUGUCCUUGUCGUCAACCUCGGUCGCGUGAAAAUCUUCUCUUCCGGAAAAAGGUCGUCUAUUAUGGAGGUCAAAAGAUUGCACGCCGAAGGGCUCGCCCACGAAGAGAUAUUCGAAAAGAUGAAGACGUUCAGUUACGACCACUUCAAAUUGGAGCUAAGUGAGUUGCAGGUACUGGUCGCUCAGGGCGAAGAGGACUGGAGGCGGUGCUUCGAUGGUUCCGUCAUCACCGAGAUGCAUCUUCUGAGCCCGCUGAGCUUAAGCGUCACAUACUCCAAGUGUCUGAUCACCGACGACCCUCGACUGCCCCAUACGAAAAUCAUUUGCGAUCUUCCAUCAAUCGAUAUGGCCGUAUCGGAUGCGAGACUACUGCUCCUGAUAUCGCUGAUCACCAGUAUACCCCUGCCACAAAACGACUUACCGGAACCUGAACCGCUGGUGAAAAAUAAAUUCUCCGGCUCCACCGCCAGCCUGCUGAAGCAUUUGCAAGACAACGCUAUCCCGACGAAGGCUUUGUUACCGACAAGGGACGCGGAUGACGCCAGGCAGUUUACCCAGUUUCAAAUCAUGGAUAUAUCCGUCUGUCUUUCAGAAAUCCGAUUUACUUUGAAUCAGCAAGAGACCCUGUCGUCGAAAAUUCGCCAGAUGGCGACCCUCGAGGUGAAAUCCUUGGAGGCGAAGCUGUUGCAGCGGACCUCGGACCUCAACGUGACCCUGCUGUUGGGCAGCGUUAACGUGGCCCAAAACAGGGACUCCCGAGUCAUUCCCGUGAUAAACACUCCAUUGGCCUCGUCGAACGAGCAGUGCUUGUUCAAGGUCACCUUUUCUCAAGUGGAUCCAAAAUCCCCGGACUUCCAUUCUGUGUAUCACUCGUGCGAGACGAGCGUCGGCCUUGAUUUUAGCACACUCGACGUCAUGCUACAGCAGGAGGCGCUACUCUCUCUAAUGGCAUUCGCCCAGAGCAUCCAAGAGACUGUAGCCGAGUUGACACAGUCGACGGUCGUCGUUUCUGAACCCUCCCACAGACUCCAGAGGACUCUGUCCACGAUAAGCGAGAUAUCCAAGGAGGCGGUUAAAAUCGCCAAGAAGGACAAGAAAAAAACGGAGUCGGUAGUCGUGGAGUCUAUCAAGUUUAAAGUUAAAGCUGACAUUAAAGAGGUGAUGAUCAAAUUCGCAACGGACUCGGCCGAUAUUUCGUCGGUGGCCGUGCGCGGCUUAAAUUGCGACGUUGCCAUCAAGUCCACCUACACCCAAGUCUUGGCCAGGCUCGCGGAUAUCGUCGUCAUCGAUCUCAAUCCCGAAACCAAGCACAGUAUGAUUUUGUCAACUGUGGAGGGUACCGCCCUAACCGCCCAAGUGGUCCUCAACAACUUGGAGGAAGAGUCCCAGAAGCCGGACAUCGACGUCACGGUCAAGAUGGCGGAGACGCGAAUCGUUUUCGUCAACUGGUUCGUCAGUAACAUGCUGAACUUCUUGAACCAAUUCCAAGCGGCGCAGCAGGCGAUAGCCGAAGCUUCGGAGGCGGCCGCACAGAGGGCGCGCGAAAACGUCAAAGAGGCGUACCAGAAGGCGACGAAAAUCGCGCUCAACGUCCGCCUGAGGGCACCCAACAUCAUAGUGCCCGUCAAUUCGAAGAGUACGGACGCCAUCUUGCUCGAUCUGGGCGUGAUCUCCGUCACCAACCGGUUUUUAGUGCUCGACGCGAAGAACGAGGACGGUUUCUCAGCGGUUGUGGACGAAAUGAAAGUCUCGCUGACCGACUUGAAAGCGUCAACGGUCGAACUAGACUCUAAAGAAAAUAUCGUCAGCGAGUGCGUGAUACUGGAGCCGAUCAAUUUCUCUGUUUCAUUGAAGAGGAACCUUUCUGCCGGGUGGUACAAAUCGAUACCCGACCUGGACGUCAGCGGAAAUAUAAAGUUGAUCGGUUUGCACGUCUCCCAAGCUGACUACCAGAUGGUUAUGUCGGUAUUGAGCGGCAAUCUGGCCGAAGGACAGACUAAGGAAGUGGCAACGCAAAGUGGAAAAGCAGCGGUCCUGUCGUCGAGUUCCGUAGCGGUUAAGCCCACGCUAGAAACGUCGACGGAGAUCGUAGAGAAAAAAGAGGAAACCAAGCCCCAGCUGUACGUGUUCCUCAAGUUUACCUUCGCCAUGGAAAAACUCAUCGUCGAUUUGUAUUCGGGCGGAUUUAAGCAGCUCGCCCAAACCACCAGGGAGGACACCCAUUUGGGAAGGUUCACUCUGGAAGGCCUUUCGCUCAAAGGACGUAUCUUGUCGGACGGUUCUUUAGUAACUUCCGUCCUGCUAGUGAACUGUCUGCUAGACGAUAUGCGGAAAGGUCGCGAGGACAAGCUAAACCGCUUAAUUGAACGUUCUCAGCAAGAUGAUGCCCUGAUAGCGAGCUCCAGCGAGUCUCUACAUCCCAGGAGUAUGAUCGACGUCACCUUUCAGCAGACCGGCAACGACGUGUUCGCCGAUGUCAGGGUGUACAGUUUCACGGUCAUUCUGUCUGUCGAUUAUCUCUUGAAAGUAGCGGAAGUGUUUUCGCUUCCGGCAGACAAUUCGAAAGCUGCCCAAAAGACCAAAUCGGUUCAAAGCAAAAGCGCUAAAACCAGUAAGGUAUCAGUGGGUACCAUUGAGGAAGCCAAACCCACAUCUCAGAUGACGCUUAACCUGAAGGUAGAGAAGCCCGAUAUAAUUCUCGUCGAGCACAUGGACAAUGUCGACACUCAUGCUAUGAUACUCAACAGCGAGAUUUUAGUCAAGUUUAGGCUGAGUGGAGAGCAUCAGGUUAUGAACGGACUCAUCAAGGACCUCCAGCUCUACACAUGCAGUUAUAAUCCGGCCAGAAGGGCCGAAACCAGGGGCAAUAUUUUGCAUCCGGUGACAGUGAGCUUGGCGGGUUCCACGCCCGAGGGCAAGGGACUUCACCUUGAGCUAAUGGUGGAGGAAGUGUUGUUAAGGGUGUCACCAGCGACUAUAGAAUUGUUAAAUAGAGUGCUGGUUACUAUGUCCCAGAGCUCGACUACGCAGAGCGCGCAAGAAGAGGAGCAGUUUAACUACCAGAACCUCUGGACGCAACGCGCCUUCAAAGAUAACGAUUUUUGGUUCCUGAAGAGUGAGACCGCGCAAGAAGCGACGGAGGAAGUGAUGGAACAAACCCUGGCCAAGCCCGCGUUACAAGAGCUGUGCCUCAUAUCGAUGCCGUCGCUGGUUAUCACCGUGGAAGCGGGUGUGGGCAACAAGACCCUACCCAUGUUACUAUUCGAGGCAAGCCUCAAAGGCAGCGCCAGGAAUUGGUCAUCGCAAUUGGGCGUCGAAGCGUCCCUGACCAUCCAGAUGGGCUACUAUAACAGUCGACUAGCACUUUGGGAACCUCUGAUCGAGCCCGUCGAGCGAAAAUCCGGAGACAGCCUAAAAUUCGAGCCGUGGCAUCUUAGGUUGGAGAUGUCAAUGAACGAACCUGACGAAGCGCUCAAUUUUACCAGCCCCGCGUCUGAAAACGAGGUGGAAGUUAUGGCGACUCCUCAGCCUGCGGUGAUGAGCGUCGACCUAAUCUCGGAGAAAACCCUGGAGCUUACGGUGACGAAAACGUGUUUGGAAGUGUUGAAGAAUUUGGGCAAGGCCUUUGCGUCCGCCAUGAAGCCGGAGAAGAUUGCUGCGAGUGAAGUAGUAGCUCCCUACAGAGUGUUGAACGAUAUCGGAGAACCCAUUACCCUCCUUCUGGAGGAGAGCUCGUUUAAAAUCGCGGAUGGCGGCUCGCUAGAGGACAUCAACAAAUCGGCAGCGGUGCCUUUGGUCUUAAAACAAGCCCGAUCACACGUUAUUCAGCUUGGCCAGGAAUUGAAUCGUAACGAGCUGGAUAAGCAAUACAUUUUAAACGUCAAAGUAAACAAAACCGAUUGCCAAUUGAGCUUGCCCGUCGUCAGGGCGGAUAAACGGUACUUUAUGCUGAACUACGUCAAGGAUAACAACAAUUGGGGCAUCAUAUCCGACGUGAAAGUCGAUGAAGGGGUCACCCUGAUCACCAUCAGGAGUAUUUUGCAAGUCUUUAAUCACUUCAAUGUCGCGGUAGAUGUUUACUAUAUGACCCAGAGAGGUGACGAAUUGGAACUGGUAGGCUCGGUGGAGCCGGGUGAUACUUUAAAUCUGCCCUUGAAGGCCGUCUAUACCCAAACGAACGAACUUUUUUUUGGUGUCAACGGCUACUCAGUCACUAGUAAUCCGUAUAUCUGGAAGGAUCUCCAGCUGGACGUCAACAUUGUGAAGCUACUUAGAUGUCCAGUGCUGAAGGAAGCCCACUCAAACGGCAAGAACCCUUUUAUUAUCAAAGCGAUUGGCGAAAUGGAACAGGUUUACUACGAGAACACUUCCCGACACACUAUGGCCAGUACUUGUUACAAUAUCCAUUUGAGACCGGCUGCCAUUUUGAAAAAUUUCCUGCCGUUGCCGAUUGUGGUGUGCGUGGAAGAGCUCGACGAGGACAUAGAGGUUAAGGCGGGCGACACUUUGCAGCUACCCGACGUAGACCCAGGAAAAUCUGCAAUCGUAAUUAGGUUGCCUGAGUAUUUGGAAAAGGAGUGGUCUUGCCGGAAAGAUACGGAAGAAAACCCACCAGAAUUCGAAGUCUGGACCUUCCAUAGCUAUGACAGUCCAACCAAGAGGUCGUUGGACCUCGGUAUGCACACCAUCAACAAGAACGGGUCGCUCAUUUACUCUUUGUACUGCCCAUUUUGGAUGCUGAACAAGACGGGGCUUAUGAUUGGUUACAGGAAAUCGAAAAAAACUGAGAAGCAUGAAGCGGCAGGGAGUCCCGCAAAGACGUCGGAUGAAAACCUGAACGUGUUACAUCACCCAGCGAACUUUAAAGGGCCGAUAUUGUUCUCGUUCAAUACCAAAAACUUCUUCGGAAAAAAGAAGGCCUCCAUUAGGGUGGAGUCGGGCGACUGGUCCGACAAGUUCUCGCUGGAUGUUGCCGGUUCGUCGGGCGUGGUCAAUUGCAAGUCCAAUAAUCGUGUGUAUCAGAUCGGCGUGCACAACCAGCUGACCUACAACAACCUGACCAAGCAGGUGACAUUUAUGCCAUACUAUGUCAUAAUAAACGACGCGCCGUUCGUCAUAGAGUGUCAGGAAAGUGACAGACCUGCGGAUCCGUGGGUCAAAAUCGAGCCGAAGUCUUGCACCGCCCUGUGGCCCAAGAGCGAGCUCGAAGACAAACUACUGAAGCUGAGGAUCGCCGGCACCGCAGAAAUAAGCCCGCCAUUUUUGUACACCGAAAGCCACACCACCCUACUUAAGCUGAACAAUAAGUACGGAGGCAUUAGUGUAGACAUUCAGCUGACAGAGGGUGCAGUCUACAUCAAUUUCGUCCCCUAUAGCGCGGGUAGCGCCCCGGCCCUCAUUAUCAAUCAUUCGGAUGUCGAUAUAAACUUCUGGGAAAAGGAGUCGGUUCAAAUUAGAACGCUCAAACCGAAGCACUGCGUGCUCUACACGUGGGAAAAUCCUUCUGGACCCCGGAUGGUGGUCUGGGAAAAGUCGCACAAGAACGAGAUCGAAAACGACCUGAGGAAAGACGACUGCGGUAGCUUCUUUGUGACGGAGCAAUGCGAGGUGUGCUGGUCUUCGUUUUUGGAUGGUAUGCAGAGGGUGUUGCUGUUCACCACGGACAGGGGGAUCGCUCAGGGAGCCACCAACAUCUUUGAAGUUAUACAGCAGGAGAUAACCUUGUCUUUGCACGGGCUCGGGUUGAGUUUGGUCAACAACCUCACCCGCCAAGAGGUCAUGUAUAUCGGUAUCGCGAGUAGCGGAGUGAUUUGGGAAACUUGCAAAGUCAAUAGGAAGAGGUACAAGCCGUUGGGUGCGAAGGAGUCCACCCACAUCGAGAACGCCUACCAAGGCUACUUGUCCAGACAAAGUACUUCUGAUACUUCGGUCAGUGGUCGUACCGUUAUCGACGGCAGCAUCGAAAUAGACUUCGAUCUGCAGCAGAUGUUCAAACCUCGUAAGAGGAAAAUUAGACGCACCUUCCAAACCGGGGUGUGGCUCCAGAUGAAGACCAGCCCGAGCCAGACGCAGCUCCACGCGAAAAUCAACCGGCUGCAGAUCGACAAUCAGAUGUCCGACUGCAUCUUCCCCAUCGUUCUGGCGCCCGUGCCGCCCCCUAAGAGUGUGGCCGUCGACAGCGGCAUCAAACCGUUCGUCGAGGUCAGCAUUGUCCAGUUGCUAAUCAAGAACAGCCAGAUCAGGCAGUUCAAGUACUUCAAGGUGCUGGUCCAGGAGUUCCACGUGAAAGUCGAUAUGGGCUUCGUCAACGCGUUGAUGCACAUGAUGGAGGAAGCGGAGAGUUCCGACGAGGAGGACAGGCAACUGUUCGUUACGGACAUGCAACUCGUCCACCAAGCUCUGUACUCGCACGCUUCAAGCCAAGCUCUUCAAGAGCAGAAAAGCUUCUACGACUUGCUCCACUUUUCCCCCUUGAAGAUCCACGUGAGCUUUUCGUUGGCCGCCGGUUCUUCCGCAGGCCAAAGCGCUUCCACUCCCAAUUUCCUCAACGUCCUUCUCCAGGGGGUGGGCGUCACAUUAACCGACCUUCAGGAUGUCGUGUUCAAGUUAUCGUUCUUCGAACGCGAUUACAUUUUCUUGACCCAAAGACAGCUGGUGUCCGAAGCUAUCAGCCAUUACCAAGGUCAGCUGAUCAAACAGUUGUACGUGCUGGUACUCGGCCUCGACGUCAUCGGCAACCCCUACGGCUUAGUGAUCGGGAUAAGUAAGGGCGUCGAGGACCUGUUCUACGAACCGUUCCAGGGCGCUAUUCAAGGGCCGAGCGAGUUUGCCGAAGGACUCGCCUUGGGCGUGAAAAGUUUGUUCGGGCACACGGUAGGCGGAGCUUUGGGCGCGGCCACCAGGAUCACCGGGGCCAUGGGAAAAGGCAUUGCGGCGCUGACGUUCGACGAAGAGUUCCAACGAAAGCGACGAGAUCAGAUCAACAAGAAACCAGCGACGGUCCAGGAGGGAAUCGCUAGGAGCGGCAAGGGGCUCGUUAUGGGCGUGGUGGACGGCGUCACGGGGGUGUUCACGAAGCCGGUGAGCGGUGCGAAGGAGCAGGGAGUCGAGGGCUUCUUCAAGGGAUUAGGCAAGGGCGCGGUGGGGUUGGUCACCCGACCCGCCGCCGGAUUGGUCGAUUUCGCUAGCGGCUCUUUGGACGUAGUUAAAAGAGCGACGGAGGUCGGCGAGGACACGUUGAGGCUGCGUCCGCCGCGUUUUCUCCAAGCGGACGGCUUGGUCAGGCCUUACAACAGCGUCGAAGCGGAAGGUAACAAACUGCUGAUAGAACUGUGCAAGGGAAAGUACUCGUCGACGGACGUGUACGUGUAUCAUAGGGCGAUAGUUAAGAACAAGGAAAUUUUGUUGUUGACCGAUAAGAGGAUGGCGUACGUCGAGCAUAACGACAUGUUCGGUGGUUGGCAGAUCGAUUGGUCUUACACGUGGAAGGAGCUAUUGCAUCCUGCCAAAGUGGUGCCGAAAGGAGUCCAGAUAACGAUACCAGACGCCAAAAGAAAGAAGUUUUUCGGGUCAAGCGAAUCGACCAAAACGAUAAUUAUAUCGGAUCCCCAAGUAAGGGAGGAGUUGUGCUUUAAGAUCGAGUCGUUGCGAAGCGCCUAAGGACUGGUAUUCGUUACGCUUUUCACAUGAUAUAUCGGCCAUAUUUUUUUACUCUAAUAUUUGUCGUCGCACGGAAGCAUUUGUUAUUGUUAUUAUUAUAAUUUUGGGAUCGGCGAAAGAUAAGCUAGUCAUCUCUUUAGGUUAUGUAUAUUUUGGAUACUUAAUUGAUGCCGAACGUCCUUUAAUAUGUAAGUUGAAUCGUAAUUUUUAUGAUAUGCUUUUGGUUUGCUUUAGUGCACAAUGACAGUGUUUUGGUAUUAUUUGAUUAAAGGU
Molecule: messenger RNA, 10278 nt
Organism: Cylas formicarius (sweet potato weevil)
Lineage: Eukaryota; Metazoa; Arthropoda; Insecta; Coleoptera; Brentidae
Gene: Vps13
Product: intermembrane lipid transfer protein Vps13
Exons: 36
Coding region: 340-10005 (3221 amino acids)
Biological process (GO): protein retention in Golgi apparatus; protein targeting to vacuole
Cellular component (GO): extrinsic component of membrane
Source: RefSeq, a predicted model, not a curated record